AUGGCUCAAAACAAGAUCGAAGAUAUACGGGAUGAAUAUACUAUAAGAAUCGACGAAAAGGGUAAAGAACAUUACAAAUGUAAAGCAUACAAGAAGGAAUGGGCUAAAAAUAUAACUCAGUUGCAAGAACAUAUUAAUACAUUAUCGAAUCUUACCUCACAAGAACAAAUUGAAUUAGAAUCUUUGCUUGCACGUGCCUUUUAUACAUCAGGAGUUUCAUUUAAUGUAAUCGAAAAUAUAGAUUUUCAAGCCUUUCUUAAAAAGGCUUGCCCUUCUUUUAAUAUUCCAUCUCGUCAUACUCUUUCCAAUUCACUUCUUGAUAAAGAAUAUAUGAAUCUACAAGUAGUUGUUCAAAAUACCCUUGAUGAAACACCUUAUCAUUGUUUGGUUAGUGAUGGGUGGUCGAAUGUUAACAAAUCACCAAUGAUUACUACACCUAAUCCGAUUUUUUAUAAAUCGGUUUGUACUAAAGAAGAACAUCAUACCGCGGAAAAUAUAGCUAAAGGAAUUGAAAAUGUUAUGCGUGAAAUUAAUAUUGAUAAAUCUAUAUUAAUUAACAAUUCACAAGAAAUAUCUGUUAAUUCAGAUAAUCAAGAACUUGAUAUUAAUGUAGAUGAUAAUGAAAAUGAAGAGCUUAAUAGAAACUUUACCGAUUUUUCUAAUUGGCUUCUUAAUACAUUUGACAACUGUGAGCAUGAAUUCGAUAAUUAUUCUGAGUGA
Dentiscutata heterogama is the source of this 720-nucleotide messenger RNA. The record is from the annotation of a GenBank genome assembly. NCBI's taxonomy places the organism in Eukaryota, Fungi, Glomeromycota, Glomeromycetes, Diversisporales, Gigasporaceae.